Messenger RNA from Papilio xuthus (Asian swallowtail), 1558 nucleotides. RefSeq lists its product as uncharacterized. The transcript is spliced from 3 exons. The record is from RefSeq and is a predicted model, not a curated record. Lineage: Eukaryota; Metazoa; Arthropoda; Insecta; Lepidoptera; Papilionidae. Bases 101 to 1396 code for a protein of 431 amino acids.
ACAAAUUUACCUGUUCACUUUUGAAAUUUGAAAAGCGCUCGAACCUCGAACUUCGAUCAAAACUUGCUACGCAGUUAUUUACAAAGUUUUAAAAGCAAAAAUGAUGUUAACAAUAUUUGGAUUACCACAAAAGAUUACCUACAAUAAUUUAAAAAAGAUAAUUCAUAAGGAAUGUUAUAUUAGUCAAUUUCUACUCGAUGACUUUUUACAAGACUUGGAUGGCAAGAAAAAAAUAAAGAUCUGUGUAGCUGAUGAUAUUGAGGCUAAUUUGGUGAAAAAAGGCCUGGAUGGAUACAAAAUAGAUAAAAAUAUUAUCUCUGUGGUUCCAGUAGCUCCAAAAAUAGAUACUGUUGAACAAAGCAGAGUUAAUACAAAAGAUACUGUCAUUCCUUGUAUUGAAAAGAUUGAUAACCAAGUGACAAAUUCUUUCAAAGCUGUUUUGAAAGUAAAAAAUUUUGCUACUGAAAAUAAACCUAAAAAGAAGAAGACUAAAAAACGUAAAAAAAACAAGAAAAAGCGUUUACAGUUAGCAAAACAAGCUACAAUGAUGGAUUCAAUUAAAACAGAAACACCCAUCUUAAUAGGGGAUUUGAUUGUCCAACAUCCGGUGAAAAUUGAAAAAGAUUUGAUAAGCAAUCAUGUACAGAUUAAACCAACAGUAAGCCAAACAGCUAGCACUGACCAGAUAAAAGAAGACACCCCUAGUAGCAGGAGUGUUCCUCUUAAACAGACUAUUAAGAGAAAAAAACAGUUGAAUAAAUCUGAUGAACUUGAGAUAGAUAUGACAGAGAAGAAACGGUUUAAAUUUGAUGUUUCCGCAAUUGAAUCUACAAAGGAAGAGUCAUGUGUUUGUGUGGUUAUAACAUGUGGUCUAACUGGUCACUUAAGCAAAGAUGUAGCAGACUUUGUUUUAGAUUCUAUUCGUAAUAAGUUGAUAGAGGAUUCUAAGAUCGAAACAAUACAUAUUCCAGUGUUUACAAAAAAUCCUAUUUACAUAGAUGGGACUGUUAAAUUGUUUUGUGAGGAUGAAAAUGCAUUUGAUUGGCUUGAACCAGUUGUAGUUAAUCCUGAUUUAAUGGGAGGUAUGCCAUUAAUUAUAAACAAGGUCAAUUUAAAAGGAAAGUUUUUAUGUGGGAUCGUAAUACCUGAUAGAGAAGACAUAUUGAAAAAUCCAUGUUUUAUAUUACACUUAUUGAGUAAACAAAAUCUUUGGAUUGAUGUGAACAGUUGGCAGUUUGUAGGAAGUGAACCGCGGUCAAAAAAUUAUUUUAUGAAAGUGUUAAUCCCUAAGGAUCAUUUGAAUAUAUUAGGUAGAAAAAAAAACAAAAUGGCAUAUUGUUUAGGUUCAGUGUAUGUGAAGUUUAUAGGACAAGCUAAUAGAUUAGCAAAAAGUUAAAGAUUUAUUAAUUUUUGUGAUUAAAUGUGAUAAAAUCUUAGUGAGAAAGAAGGUAUAAAGGCUUUAUCUCUGAUCUGGAGAUUAGGGAUGUAUUUUCCCUUGUUGCUGUUGAAAUUUAAAGUGAGUGUUUUAAAAUAUUUUUCUGUGUUCUAAAAACAUUUG